GCCCUCCUGUGUGCUGAAAGUGAUUUGUGCAAGUCUUUUCAACAUCACAAACUCAAUCGGAGUUGUCAGCUUAAUGAUGACCUCGAUAUUGGCGAUUGCUCUAAGAUGACUGAUGCUGUCGAUUUCAGCUAUUAUGAAAAGGCAUGUCUCAAUGGCGGUUUCCUGAAGCCAGAUGGUAGAUGCGCGUGUGUGGAUGGUCACGUUGGUCCUCGGUGUGAGCGACCAAUGACAGAUUGUUCUGAGGGUUUCAACUCCGUCCAUGGCUACACCGACGGUGUGUACAAUAUUAAACCAUUAGCCUCGCAAACGUCAUUUCCGGUCCACUGCACCAUGAAAUUCGGCGGGAGAACAAGAAUUGCAUAUCGGUCUCUGUCUUCAGUGGAUUUCUACCAAAACUGGGACGGCUACAAAAACGGUUUUGGUGAUGUGACAGGUGACCAUUGGCUUGGACUUGAGAAGAUUCAUCUCAUAACAAAACCUGGUUCAUAUGAAUUGCGAGCGGGGGCUGUGCUGAAGAAUAAAAGUCGCUAUCAUCAAUAUUAUGAAGAUACGCGAGUGGCUGAUGAAACGAACGGCUAUAUGAUUACAUUUUCGGCCGUGAGGACGCCGAAUAUACAACCUCUUGGUGAUUGUCUAAGCCCUCUGAAUGGGUCCUCAUUCAGUACAUUUGACCGCGACAACGACAACUUGCCAUCCGGAAGCUGCGCAGUCGAUUAUCAGAGUGGAUGGUGGUUUAACGCAUGUGCAGACUGCAAUCCUACAGGCCGUCUGUUGAUGACUGCUGAUGGUUUACGGACAAACGUCCAGCAUGAGGUUUACUGGACAAAUAAUUUAGGUAAUGCUGUUCCCUACAUAUUGAAAUUGUGGCUUGUAAAGAUGUAAUAUGUACAUUCCAGAAAUUGGCUCCGGAAACACAUUUGAACGAUGCAGAUGUAACGUUGAGUGAAUUCACUUGGUGUAUAAUAGGCCGUAGGGCCGGAUGGUCUACAUUUUUUUUAUUUUGAAUUUUAUGUGAUUUUAAUAUGUCAAUUGUAUACCACGUGACACGUUAAUAAACUAUUUUCUUCUUC
Messenger RNA from Haliotis rubra (blacklip abalone), 1070 nucleotides. RefSeq names its product fibrinogen-like protein 1. The coding region runs from base 106 to 882 and encodes 258 amino acids. Lineage: Eukaryota; Metazoa; Mollusca; Gastropoda; Lepetellida; Haliotidae. The record is from RefSeq and is a predicted model, not a curated record. The transcript has 3 exons.